Medicago truncatula (barrel medic) is the source of this 2552-nucleotide messenger RNA. Its product is annotated as probable methyltransferase PMT2. NCBI's taxonomy places the organism in Eukaryota, Viridiplantae, Streptophyta, Magnoliopsida, Fabales, Fabaceae. Gene Ontology annotation, molecular function: methyltransferase activity. The transcript is spliced from 7 exons. The record is from RefSeq and is a predicted model, not a curated record. The coding region runs from base 212 to 2041 and encodes 609 amino acids. Gene Ontology annotation, cellular component: cytoplasm; endosome; trans-Golgi network.
CUAAAUUCUCUCCACUUUUCCUCUUUCCACUGUUGUGUUCAUCUGAACAUGAUUGACGCUAUUGAAUCAUAGGGUUUUAGAGUGAGACUUUUCACUGACUCAUUCAGCUUCUCUUACUCAACCAAACACCAAACAACAAAAACAUCAUCAUAGUUUGGUUCCUAGAUCUUCUCAACCAUUGCUUCCUCCAACAUCAUAUGAUCGGUUCUAUAUGGCUAAACCAAGUUCAUCUGGUAGUAGAACUAGAAGCUUUGUGCAGAUCUUUAUAGUAGUUGGUCUAUGUUGUUUCUUCUACAUAUUAGGUGCAUGGCAGAGAACUGGUUUUGGAAAGGGAGAUCUUUUACAAUUGGAGGUUACUAAGAAAGGUGCUGGUUGUGAUAUUGUUCCAAAUUUAAGCUUUGAUUCUCACCAUGGUGGAGAAGUUGGCAAAAUUGAUGAGGUUGAUUCAAAACCUAAGGUAUUUAAGCCUUGCAAGGCUCGAUAUAUCGAUUACACGCCCUGCCAUGAUCAACGGCGUGCCAUGACCUUUUCUAGACAAAAUAUGAUUUAUCGAGAGAGGCAUUGCCCUCGUGAAGAAGAGAAGUUACAUUGUUUGAUACCAGCACCGAAAGGGUAUGUUACUCCAUUUCCAUGGCCAAAGAGCCGUGAUUAUGUUCCAUAUGCGAACGCACCCUACAAGAGUCUUACAGUUGAGAAGGCUAUUCAGAACUGGAUCCAAUAUGAGGGAAAUGUGUUCAGAUUCCCUGGUGGUGGAACCCAAUUCCCUCAAGGGGCUGACAAAUAUAUUGAUCAAAUUGCUUCUGUGAUACCGAUCGAGAAUGGAACAGUCAGGACAGCACUGGACACUGGUUGCGGGGUUGCCAGUUGGGGUGCAUAUCUUUGGAGCAGAAAUGUUAUCGCUAUGUCAUUUGCACCUAGGGACUCACAUGAAGCACAAGUACAGUUUGCACUUGAAAGGGGUGUACCUGCUGUCAUUGGUGUCCUAGGAACCAUAAAGUUGCCUUAUCCAUCUGGAGCCUUUGAUAUGGCGCAUUGUUCUCGUUGCUUAAUUCCUUGGGGAUCAAAUGAUGGGAUUUAUUUGAUGGAAGUUGACCGAGUUCUAAGACCUGGCGGUUAUUGGGUGCUUUCGGGACCUCCAAUCCAUUGGAAGGCUAAUUACAAAGCCUGGCAAAGACCUAAGGAGGAUCUUGAGGAAGAACAAAGAAAGAUUGAAGAUGUUGCUAAGCUCCUUUGCUGGGAGAAGAAGUCCGAGAAGAAUGAAAUUGCCGUCUGGCAGAAAACUGUUGAUUCUGAAACAUGUCGACGUAGACAGGAAGAUUCUGGUGUGAAGUUCUGUGAAUCAACAGAUGCUAAUGAUGUUUGGUAUAAGAAAAUGGAAGCCUGUGUUACUCCUAAUCGUAAAGUCCACGGAGAUCUUAAGCCUUUUCCACAGAGAUUAUAUGCAGUUCCUCCUAAAAUUGCCAGUGGUUCUGUUCCUGGAGUUUCAGCCGAGACAUACCAGGAUGAUAACAAAAGGUGGAAAAAACAUGUAAAUGCUUACAAGAAAAUAAAUAAGCUCCUGGGCUCUGGAAGGUAUCGCAAUAUCAUGGAUAUGAAUGCUGGUUUGGGUAGUUUUGCUGCUGCUAUUCAAUCUCCCAAGUUAUGGGUCAUGAAUGUUGUGCCUACUAUAGCUGAGAAACAUACACUCGGUGCCAUUUAUCAGCGAGGACUCAUAGGCAUUUAUCAUGAUUGGUGUGAAGCUUUCUCUACAUAUCCAAGGACGUACGACCUCAUUCAUAGCAAUGGGCUCUUUAGUCUGUAUAAGGACAAAUGUAACAUAGAAAACAUUCUUAUGGAGAUGGACCGGAUUUUACGACCUGAAGGUGCCGUGAUAUUCCGCGAUGAAGUUGAUAUCUUAAUCAAGGUAAAGAAAAUUGUUGGAGGAAUGCGAUGGGAUACUAAACUGGUCGACCAUGAGGACGGUCCACUUGUUCCGGAAAAGAUACUAAUUGCUGUCAAGCAGUAUUGGGUUGCUGAUACAAAUACCACAUCAACACAAUAACCACUCAAAGACAAAUUGGAAGGCGUGGCCAUAAAUCGCUGGUGCCUUUCUCUAUACAAUCCUUAUAGAGUUCAUAUGGUUUUGUAAUAUGAGAAUUUUGGCUUGAUUAUCAUCACACCUAUGGUACACAAGAAGGGCUGAUCUACAUACCACCGACGUUUCAGAUUGAAAGUAUGUAUGGUUUCUGACAUUGUAGUUAUAUUCAAUCACUUCUAUUUUAGCAAACUCUACUACCGGUGUCUGCGUUAUGUUUAAUUGUACCUUAGCUUGAGGUUUAUGCUAUUAGGCAUUUUUUCCCUCAGAAUUUAGUUAUCUUGUUCAGAAAUCAAGCAAACACUGGCUUCUUAUUGAAUAGUUUUUUUCUUUCUCAUUUUCUCUCUAUAUUAAGUCGAUGUCCCUCUACUUUGCAAUGUAAUGGAUGAUAACCUGUCCAUGUUUUGUAAUCUAACAAGUAUAUGAUAAUAUAUCUUCCUGACUAGAAUUCCCUCAUUGCUUGCUAGUGAGACUUAAA